Messenger RNA from Priapulus caudatus, 2437 nucleotides. RefSeq names its product membrane-associated guanylate kinase, WW and PDZ domain-containing protein 1-like. Lineage: Eukaryota; Metazoa; Priapulida; Priapulimorpha; Priapulimorphida; Priapulidae. Bases 206 to 2437 code for a protein of 743 amino acids. Gene Ontology annotation, molecular function: protein binding. The record is from RefSeq and is a predicted model, not a curated record. The transcript has 12 exons. Gene Ontology annotation, cellular component: cytoplasm. Gene Ontology annotation, biological process: signal transduction.
GUGUGAGUGUGUAGUAACAGGACGCAGCAAGCGCGCGUGGCUGUACGUAGCAGGUUUUCUGUGAUUCUCGUCGUAUCUACUGGUGUCACAAGAGGUGCGUGUGUGUGUGUGUGUGUGUGUGUGUGUGUGUGUGUGUGUGUGUGUGUGUGUGUGUGUGUGUNUGCACUGCGGUGCGUGUGUGUGUGUGUGUGAGAGCUGGGUCAGCAUGGUAGAGACAGAGUCACCGCAGCAUGCGUAUGAUACAGGACUGCUACAUGGGAUACUCACCACUGUACUGCUGCGUGAAGAGAGGAAGCCGUACUUCACGCGGGACCCGCAGCAUCUUCGCGGAGAGCUGAUCGAUGCUCUGCUCGUUAAGUCGCAGCGCGGCUUCGGAUUCACGAUCGUCGGCGGCGACGAGAGCAACGAUGAAUUCCUGCAGGUGAAAAACAUCGUCCCAGACGGACCGGCCGACGUCGACGGGAAGCUGCGCACAGGUGAUGUGUUGGCGUUCGUGGACGAUCAGUGUGUGCUGGGAUACACGCACCAGGAUGUCGUCGCCAUGUUUCAGCAGAUCAGCGCCGGAUCGCGGGUCCGACUCACCGUCUGCCGCGGAUACCCGCUGCCCUUCGACCCCGACGACCCGAACACGGAGAUCGUGACGACGAUCGCCAUAACGACGGCGCCGACGACGUCGCCACGGCAACGCGUGCCGUCGUACCGCGCCGCGCCGCAUCCUCAUCCGCAGCAUCUUCCUCCGCAACAUCCUCAUCCCGCUGCGGAGUUCAUCACCGUCCCGCUGCGGAAGGGAGGAAGCGGGUUUGGCUUCACGCUGACGGACUCCGCGCGCGGCCAGGUCGUGAAGAAGAUCCUGGACAGAGGGCGCUGCCACCGCGAGCUGCGGGAGGGAGACCUGCUGGUGGAGGUCGGGGGAGCGGACACGAGGAUGGCUUCUCACGCGUGCGUCGUCGAGAUGCUGAAGAGAUGUUUCACAGGAGACGAAUCACAGGAACCGAAGAAGAAGUCGGGUCUAAGAAACUUCUUCUCCAAGUCAGACAAGAAGUCUUCUCCGAAUCACACGGGUUCCUCCGGCUACAUCAGCUCCACGCAGAGGAGCAUAGAAGAUGACGGACGACCCCCGUCCGGCCGCCGCAGCAAGACGCCAACGUCGGACGCCAGAAACAAGACCCCCUCCCCCGGGGACCGCCCACCCGACGACGCCCCGGACGCACGCAGCAAGACGCCCGUCGCCGCGGCAACCACGACGACUACGCCGACUGGACCCGAAAAGCGACCGCCGAUGCACGUGCGCAGCCAGUCGACUGACCUGCCCCCUGGCGGCGUUGCAGCCGCGGCGGCGGCGGCGCGAGGCUUCGCGGAGGAGCGCAGUCGAGGAGGAGGGCAGGAGUACGAGGAGUGGACGGUGUUCUUACAGAGACAGGAGACUGGCUUCGGCUUCCGAAUCAUUGGUGGAACGGAGGAGGGAUCACAGGUGGCAAUCGGACACGUCGUGCCAGGGGGCGCCGCCGACGUCGACGACCGGCUGAAGACGGGCGACGAGAUCCUGCUUGUGGACGGUCACUCGGUGGUCAGCGCCUCGCACCACACCGUUGUCCAGCUGAUGGGAAACGCCGCCAUCGCCGGACGAGUCUCGCUCAGCGUCCGCCGGCCCAAACGUGGCGCCAGCAGGCUGAUGGAUCCCUUGCAGCCGUUUGACGUCGUCAUAACGCGAAGUGAGAACCAAGGUUUCGGCUUCGUCAUCAUCUCCUCUGUCAACCGAUCCGGCUCAACUAUAGGGAGCAUCAUAGAGGGCAGCCCCGCGGAGGCCAGCGGGCGUCUGCGCGUCGGCGACCGCAUUGCAGCCGUCAACGGCGUCGACAUCACGGCGACGCGUCAUGGCGACGUCGUGCGCCUCGUCAAGGACUCGAGUCUCAAGGUCACGCUGAGCGUGCUGCCACCUGGCGACGACGCGAGCGUGACGGGAUCCAUAUCGCAGCGGGUAGGUCAAUCCGCGGCGGCGGCGUCUCAGUCUCCUAAGGUCGCAGCGACAUUGUCUGCUGCCGGCGGCGGCGUCGCUAACGGACCAAUCAGCCACAGCUCGCCAAACAUCGGUCGCCGUGACGACCAGGAGACGCGCGCAUCCCGCGUCCCCGCCGCGCAGCCGGGCGGCAGCGGCGGCGCCCCCUCGUGGGAGAACGAGAACCACCACGCGGCGGCGGCGGCGGCGGCGCCGUACGCGUUCCUAGGGGGCGCCUGCGGCGUGCACGGCCCCUACGGACAGCACGGCGGUUACCGCGGCGACGCGAUGAUGCCGCCGCGACCGUAUCCGAACGGUCCGCUGCCGCACGCCGACGCGCACGCUUACGCCGACAGCUACCAGAGGGCGCUGCCUGGCUACGCGCCCGGGUACCACGCGUACGCGAACGACGAGGGUCGGACGCCGCAGCGGAACUACUAG